Molecule: messenger RNA, 321 nt
Organism: Emericellopsis cladophorae
Lineage: Eukaryota; Fungi; Ascomycota; Sordariomycetes; Hypocreales; Bionectriaceae
Product: Cell cycle control protein cwf14
Exons: 2
Coding region: 1-321 (106 amino acids)
Biological process (GO): mRNA splicing, via spliceosome
Cellular component (GO): spliceosomal complex; nucleus
Source: RefSeq, a predicted model, not a curated record
AUGCCCGCCAUCCGUCAUGCCUCGAAGCGCAAGCCACCCCCGGAGGGUUUCAGUGACAUUGAAGACGACCUCCUCAUAUUUGCCAACAAGAUGAAGGACGCGCAGAACAAACCUUCGCCAGCGGGCCCGAAGCACCAGGCGCAGUGGGAGGUCUUCCAGAUUGCGCACCAAAGGAGCCGCUACGUGUACGAUCUGUACUACAAGAAGGAGGGUAUUAGCAAGCAACUGUACGACUGGCUGCUUAAGAACGGAUACGCCGACGCAAUGUUGAUUGCCAAGUGGAAGAAACAAGGCUACGAGAAGGUUUGCGCUUUCCACUGA